Messenger RNA from Mytilus trossulus (common blue mussel), 1361 nucleotides. RefSeq lists its product as uncharacterized. The transcript has 5 exons. The coding region runs from base 147 to 1361 and encodes 404 amino acids. NCBI's taxonomy places the organism in Eukaryota, Metazoa, Mollusca, Bivalvia, Mytilida, Mytilidae. The record is from RefSeq and is a predicted model, not a curated record.
AGCAAAAAGAAAAGAAGACAUCAUGUCAUUCAUCUGGUUCUGCAAUAACAUCAUGUGGCAAUAAAACAUUUCAAAAAGGAGAAUAGAAUAAACAAUCACACACUGUAUGUGAAGAAAGUUACAAGAAAUAGAUUAUAGAUGUGACCAUGCAGGGAAGAAUUAUAUUGUGCAUUGUAAUCUGUUUAUGCAACAUCAUUUUUUUAGAAGCAAUAAUUCAAGUGACAAGUACAGUAUCAACAAUGGCAGUAAAUCGGAAUGAUUUUGUUUCAAUGAAUGUUCAGUUUUCUCAAGCACCAGUUACAGUAAACUGGGUUCUCCAGAAUUUGAAUGGAUCUAAGACAACAAUUACAAAUGACGUGAACCACUUCUUUAAUUCUCCGUCCGAGCUCCUGAUAUUUUCAGUAGGUCAUUAUGACUUUGGAUUUUACGAUUGUUUUGCCUCUGACGGAGUAGAUAGUUAUCAUCUUGAACUACCUAUAAUACUUUCUGAGACAGGUACCCCGUCCGUAUCAUCGUCCAUGACAUCUCUGGAUAUUGACCCGAUAGGUCAAUCAGUCGAACUGCAUUGUACCUAUUCUGACUCGCACGUCCCCUCUGAUCCUGAUGUUAGAUGGCUGCAUUGUGAUAUAUCGGAUAUAUGUGGUCUUAUAGACAAAGGAAACACUUUGAAAUAUUCCGGAAGUAACGUAACACAUCCGUCCCUAACCAUUCGUAACUAUGCUGGAGAUGAUUUUGGUACUUAUUGGUGUCAGGUGGGAAAUGCAGUGGGUACGUCUAGCAGUCACAUGAUUAAACUAACCGGAACAGUAAAUACUACGGUGGAAACAACAACAACAACAAUAACAAUACCAGACUCAACAACAACAACAAUACCAGACUCAACCACAACAACCACAACAACACCAGACUCAACCACAACAACACCAGACUCAACCACAACAAUAUCAGAUUCAACGACAACAACACUAAUAUCAGGCCCAACCACAACAACUACAUUACCAGACACAAAAUCAACAACAAUAAUACCAGACCCAACAGCAACAAUAAUACCAGACCCAAUAGCACCAACAAUGCCAGACCAAAUAGCAACAACAAUGCCAGACCCAUCCACAAAAACAACAGUAAUACCAGACUCAACAACAAUAACAACAACAACAACAAUACUAGACUCAACCACAACAGCAACAACAAUGCCAGACCCAACCACAAAAACAACAGUAAUACCAGACUCAAAAACAACAACAACAAUACCAGACUCAACAACAACAACAACAGUACCAGACUCAACUUUGCCGUCAAUAUUUAUAACUAGUGACAAUGAAACUACAGGACAAUGUGGUGGUUACAAUAGAGGUAUAUAA